AUGAGUCAAGGUCUUGAUAUCAAUCAAAUUGCAAACGAUAUCCAAACAUAUAUCGAUCAAGGUAAUUUUUAUGAUACAGUUGAAAAAGAUUCCAUUCCUAAAGUUAUGGAUAAAACGAAUCUUAAUUCUAAUGAUUUCACAAAACUUCUUUCUCAAGGCAAAACAAAAUAUGGUGCAAGUAAACUAUAUAAACUUUCUAGGAAAUGUGAUGUUUCCAUUAAUUCAAUGGAAGAUGUCAUUAAUGUUCUUCAAAUCUACGACAACCUUUUCAAACUCAAAUCAUCACACUCAAUAAUUGAUUAUCUUGAGAAUCAAUACAUCAGCAAUUAUGCGAAGCUUGCUGAAUUACCAAUGGAUUCAGAUUUUGAUACAGUUUACAAAUACCUUAAAGGACUUUCAGACCAAGGUGACAAACUGAGAAUGUCUAUUGCAUGUGCAGCUAAAUUGAGUGAAGUCAGAGAUUCUGAUGAAUUUACUCCACUUCUUUAUGCAUGUUAUGAUAAUAAUCUUCAAUUAGUCAAAUCUCUUAUUGAAGGAGGUUGCAACAAGAAUGCUGUUACAAAAUCUGGAAGUAAUUGUUUACUUUUAGCAUCAUUCGAUGGAUAUCUUGAAAUUGUCAAAUAUUUAAUUGAAGCUGGUUUUGACAAGGAUUGGCGUAAACAAAGUAAUAAAUUUAAUGCAAUUCUUUGUGCAUCACAAAAAGGUCAUCUUGAAACAGUUAAAUAUUUGAAAAGUAUUGGUUGUGAUGUCAACUCUAAACAAAAAGGUAAUUCAAACUGCAUUUACUGUGCAGCUACAGAAGGCCAUCUUGAAACAAUUCAAUAUCUUGUUUCAGCAGGAUGCAAUCCAGAUGAAAAAGAUGUUUCUGGAAUCACUCCACUAAAUGUUGCAUCAAGAUAUGGUUUUUAUGAAGUAGUUAAAUAUCUUCUUGAAUGCGGCUGCAAUAAAGAUGCUAUAGAUAAUGGAGGAAUGAAACCAAUUGAUUAUGCAAAAGAAAAACAAUUCGAAAGUGACAACUACAGAAAGAUUGUCGAUCUUCUUAAUCAAUAA
Molecule: messenger RNA, 1050 nt
Organism: Trichomonas vaginalis G3
Lineage: Eukaryota; Parabasalia; Trichomonadida; Trichomonadidae
Product: spectrin binding
Exons: 1
Coding region: 1-1050 (349 amino acids)
Molecular function (GO): protein binding
Source: RefSeq, a predicted model, not a curated record